AUGUUAAAAGGUCAAAAUAUUGGCCAUUACACUGGAGUUAUAUUUAGUGUAGUGUUCCAACUAAUUACCUUAAGUAUAUCUUAUAUUCAUGCAUGUUCAUCUUCAUACAUCAAAUGUAGUCCCAGAUUUGCAGUACCUGUGCAAAAACACAGACUUCAACUAAACUACAGUCUUCUUUCUCUCACUGCAGACAUUUCCACUGGAGUUAAUUUUGCUGGCUUUGCUAUAGAGAAUAAGAAUGAACAUGGUGUGAGUGUGACCAACACUGGCACAAGUGUUCUGAACAGUAAUCAGACCACAGUCUUCCUCCCUCUUGUUUACAUCAUCAUCUUCAUUGUGGGGUUGCCCACCAACGCCAUGGCCCUCUGGGUGCUCCUUUUCAGGAUGAAAAAGAAUCCAGUGUCCAUCUUAAUGGCCAAUCUAGCACUGGCUGACCUGCUCUUCAUCGUGUGGCUCCCACUGAAGAUCGCCUACCACUUCAACGGCAAUAACUGGACCUUCGGGGAGCCACUGUGUAAAGUCCUAGUGGGGUUUUUCUAUGGGAAUAUGUACUGCUCCACUAUCUUCAUAGCAUGCAUCAGUGUCCUGUGCUACUGGACAGUAGUGCACCCACUUUCUCAGAAACCAAAUAACCCUUCAACAGUCUACAUAUGUGUUUGUGUGUGGAUUGCAGUCUGGCUCAUCACUGUACCGCUCUACCUGUAUGACCAGACCGUUAAAGUCAACAAUCUCAACAUAACCUGCCACGACAUCACUCACCCCAGUCAAUCACAUUUCCCUGUUGGAUAUUUCCUGACUAUGGGCACUGUGGGAUAUGUAGUUCCAUGUGUGGUCUGCAUAGUAGCAUGUCUGCUGACCCUUCCCUCUCUCAAGGGAUCUACAACAGAUGCCAGCAAUAAUAAGAAGACAAAGAAGGCUAUAAUCCUCAUGGUUACUCUGGUGGUGAUGUUCCUGGUCUGCUUCACUCCCAGUAACAUCAUGCUGAUGGUGCAUUACUCUCAACUGGCUGCAGGGCUUCAGAAUGAUGUCUACGGUUACUACAUUGUUGCGUUGUGUCUGGGCAGCCUGAACAGCUGCCUGCACCCAUUUGUGUAUUACUUUAUCUUGGAGGAGUUUAGAGAAAACAUGAGGAAUACUCUGAUGUGUCAUAAUCAGCACACGAGAGACAAGACAAGAGUUUCCUACAAACCUGAGAAAACAUUCAUAGAAAGCCCACCACAUCCAACCAACACUUACAGUGCAGAAUCAGACUGA
This is a messenger RNA of Colossoma macropomum (tambaqui), 1254 nucleotides long. RefSeq names its product proteinase-activated receptor 2-like. The coding region runs from base 1 to 1254 and encodes 417 amino acids. The record is from RefSeq and is a predicted model, not a curated record. Gene Ontology annotation, biological process: phospholipase C-activating G protein-coupled receptor signaling pathway; blood coagulation; positive regulation of Rho protein signal transduction. The transcript has a single exon. NCBI's taxonomy places the organism in Eukaryota, Metazoa, Chordata, Actinopteri, Characiformes, Serrasalmidae. Gene Ontology annotation, molecular function: thrombin-activated receptor activity. Gene Ontology annotation, cellular component: membrane.